AUGCUGUGGCGAAGGGGCGCGUUCCUGGUGUAUACAUCUCAUGGUAUCAACUUCACCUCGGAGGAAUGGCUGUGGCCACUCACGCGGUCUAUCGAUAGGGACGAGUGCAAGCAACAUACGCUCGGUUUCUCCGGCGCUCAAUAUAAGAAGUUUGAGAGCAAUGCUGAGGCGAAUGCCUACGUCGCAUCCUUCAGUGUCGAACGAGAGACCUCCACGAACGCCGCAGCUGUAUCGCUGUCUAUCAAGGGCCAGAGCAACACCGUCAAAUUCGGAUACUAUGCUGUAGCGGUAGGCCGUACUCCCGGUGUCUACUCGUCAUGGGAUGAGUGCAAGAAGCAUACUUCAGGCUUUUUCGGCGCACGAUACAAGAAGGUCGCGACCGCGGCAGAAGCAGUUGUCUACCUCGUCACGUUUGGUGUCCAAUGGAAGAUUCCAGCCGGGGGGCAACGGCCGUGCCGCUGCCUAAGCUGGACCCCUUCAAUAGCACGUCCAACCGUGAUGAGCUAUGGUUCUACGCUGUUGCUGAGGGACGCGGGCCUGGUGUUUAUGGAUCAUGGCUUUCCCGGCGCGAGAUGGAAGAAGUUCCGGAGCGAGGAGCAAGCGCGUGCAUAUGUCGAUGCUUUCGAUGCCGAGCAUGAUGUUAUCUAUGUGGAUGGCUCCUGUACGAAGAACCAGCAAGGGCAAGAUCGCGCGGGGAUCGGCGUAUGGUGGGGUGAGAACGAUCCGAGAAAUCUCGCAGAGAGAUGCCCAGGCGAAGCGACAAGCACUCGUGCUGAGCUCUACGCGAUAGUGCGCGUCCUCGAGACGGCACCUCACACCCGCAAGCCAUUCAUCAUAAAGACCGAUUCUCGGUCUUGUAUCCAAUGUUUACGACUGUGGCUACCGAGAUGGGAUAGCGAAGGUCCCCGGCUCAAGCCCGUCAAAGAUGCCGAUAUGAUGCGCUAUCUCGACGGUUUGCUUACUCAACGCGCUCUGGAAGGACAAAAGGUGCAUUUGCGACACGUCCCCGGUCAUUCUGGCAUCGAAGGCAAUUUGGGUGCCGAUAAGCUGGCCAAACAGGGUGCGAUGGAGUCCGAUGUCCCGGUGCGUGACUGGGGGGCGCUGAUGGCGCGUGUGGAUGUUGAGGCGAGUGACGCCGCGCUGCAGGCAGCUGCGCGAAGUGUGAACCGUGGAAGGGCUGGGCUUAGACUGCUUGAUGGUUGGAUGAUGCCGUGGAUCGCGGAUCAUGAAGCGGGGAAGACCUAG
This is a messenger RNA of Laetiporus sulphureus 93-53, 1245 nucleotides long. Its product is annotated as ribonuclease H-like protein. The record is from RefSeq and is a predicted model, not a curated record. Lineage: Eukaryota; Fungi; Basidiomycota; Agaricomycetes; Polyporales; Laetiporaceae. Gene Ontology annotation, molecular function: RNA-DNA hybrid ribonuclease activity; nucleic acid binding. The transcript is spliced from 8 exons. Bases 1 to 1245 code for a protein of 414 amino acids. Gene Ontology annotation, biological process: DNA replication, removal of RNA primer.